CUCCUGUUCCUUUCCUUCUCUUCUCUCUGAAGUCUGGAACUCUGUAUAAUAGGGUUCUCCAACGAUUUUCCCUUAUCCACUUUACCAUCAUUGACUCACUGUUCAUCUUAAUGAGACCUGCAAUUCUGCUCCAUUAAGUCUCCUCCAUGGCAAUGGCUAUGAGAGCAGCAAACAGCUAUUCAAUCUUUCGCUCUGCUAAUUCUUCUCUCUCCGUAGUUCGAUGUAGUUUAUCCUAUUUUCGGCCCUCGCACGUGAGUAGAAACCCGAAAUUAGGGCAUCGAGCAAUGCUUUCGGAUAAGCUCAUAGUUCGUGGCAACACUCUGCGUUGUUCUGUUCAUAGCCUCGUCGAUAGCGUCAUUGAAGAGCUCGAAGCGAUUCGCACAAGGAAGCGAGGCCGUGCCAGCAGCAAAACGGGAUUAAUAAGCAGCAAGGAUCUUGUUGAAGAUAAACUUGAGAAGCAGGUGCUGCAGAAAGGGCUACUGCUGGAAUUCCGGAAAGAUUCUGAAAGGGUAUUGCUGGCAGUUGCUCAGAAACCCGAUGGGAAGAAGAACUGGAUGGUUUCCGAUCAGCAGAAUGGCAUCACAUCCUCCAUUAAACCCCAACAAAUUACAUAUAUUGUUCCGGGUGUCGAAAAUUUUGAUCAGGCAGAGAUUUUAAAUUUUAUUCAGAAAGCUCAUGAUAAUUUGGACCCAUCAUUACUUGAAUAUGCUUGGAUGGAGCUUCUGGAAAAGAACAAGUCAGUGACACCAGAAGAGCUUGCCGAGAUUAUAUUUGGUAGCAUGGAUCCAUUGGAAAGUUACUGUGCCCAUUUGUUGCUAUCAAGAGAUGAAAUUUAUUUCAGCACCGUGGAGUCUAAAAGUUCCCAUUCUGUUUAUGAGCCCCGUCCAACUGUUCAGGUAGAAGAACUUUUAAGUCGGAAGCAUGCAAAGGAGGCAGCUGAAAAGGAGCUUCAGGAGUUUGUACAGCUAUUGAUAUCUGCCAAGGCAAUGCCUUCACAUUCUAAACCUCCUAAGAAGUCAUGGAUGGUGGAAGAGAAUAUUUGUCAAAGGAUUGAAUCUCUCGAGGCUUAUGCUAUUGAUGCAUGCAAAACAGAUGACCAAAAGAAAAUGGCUGGAGUGAUCCUUAAGGCGAUGGGACUGCCGAAGAUGUCAUCUUCUGCUUUAAAUCUCCUCAUUGAUAUUGGGUAUUUCCCUGUACAUGUUAACCUUGAUCUCUUGAAGUUCAACAUCCGUACUGAAUAUUCAGAUGAGAUUAUGUCAGCCGCUGAAAGCCUUUUGUCAGACUCACCUGAUCUGGACAUGAUGGUCCGGAAAGAUGUUACACACCUGAAGGUCUAUGCUAUUGAUGUUGAUGAAGCUGACGAGCUUGAUGAUGCCCUAAGUGCAACAAGGCUUCCAGAUGGCCAGAUCAAAGUUUGGAUACAUGUUGCUGAUCCGACUAGCUUGGUUCAACCUGGAAGCAUAAUUGACAGAGAGGCAAUGAGAAGAGGGACAUCUAUUUUCUUGCCAACUGCCACUUUUCCUAUGUUCCCGGAGAAACUUGCAAUGGAGGGAAUGAGCUUAAAACAAGGAAAAGUUUGCAAUGCUGUCACAGUAUCUGUUACACUGCAUCCUGAUGGCAGCAUUGCAGAAUACACAGUAGAUAACUCAAUCAUCAGACCUACCUAUAUGUUAACAUAUGAGAGUGCAUCUGAGUUGCUUCGCUUGAACCUGGAAGAGGAGGCUGAACUGAGAAUUCUUUCCGAGGCUGCUGCCCUCCGGUUACAAUGGCGACGCCAACAGGGUGCCAUUGACACAACCACAAUAGAAGCACGUGUCAAGGUGGCUAAUCCAGAUGAACCAGAGCCAUCCAUCAAUCUCUAUGUUGAAAAUCAAGCAGAUCCUGCUAUGCGACUUGUCUCAGAGAUGAUGAUACUGUGUGGAGAAGUUAUAGCCACCUUUGGUUCUUCCAACAACAUACCUUUACCUUACAGGGGACAGCCUCAGUCAAACAUUGAUUCAUCUAUAUUUGCCCAUCUCCCAGAAGGACCUGUUAGAAGCUCUGCAUAUGUUAAAAUUAUGCGUGCAGCAGAAAUGAAUUUCAGGAGUCCUAUACGCCAUGGUAUCUUGGGGAUUCCUGGUUAUGUGCAGUUUACAUCUCCAAUCCGCAGAUACAUGGAUCUUCUUGCUCACUAUCAGGUGAAAGGCUUUCUUAGAGGAGAUGCUCCUCCUUUUUCAGCUGGUCAGUUGGAAGGGAUGGCAUCACUGAUAAACAUGCAUGUUAGAGUAGCGAAGAGACUCUUCAACAGCAGCCUUCGGUAUUGGUUAUUAGAGUUCCUGAGAAGGCAACCCAAAGAAAAGAAAUUCCGUGCCUUGAUCCUUAGAUUUAUCAAAGAUCGAAUGGCAGCCUUACUGUUGAUGGAGGUUGGAAUUCAAGCUUCUUCUUGGGUAUCCGUGGGUGUACAAAUUGGAGAUGAAAUAGAAGUUAAGGUGGAAGAAGCUCAUCCACGUGAUGAUGCUGUGUCACUCAAGGAAGUUAUUUGAGGCAUUUAAAAGGACCGUUCAAUUCCAAAAGCCAGCCUUCCAAGGACAUUGGCCCUUGAUGCUGCUAAGGUUGUCCAUCUUCUAGAUGCUCAUGAUCUGCAAUGGAGUAGACAUCAUUGCUGAGAGAGAAUCUUCGUAAUUGUUGGCCUGGGUAUAAGAGCACCUUUACUGUCACAUUAUACACCGACUCUUUAACCCUGCAAAUUGCUGCUACAUACUGGCCCCACUGGAAGAACUCACUCCUGCUAUCAGCAUGCAGGUCCCCAAGUAGCUCAGCUUGUAAACUGAUGAAUGAUUUAUUGGCCUAAUAAUUUCUGGCAAUUUUGGUUACUCUAUUUAGCAUGGUUCAUGCAUAGAUAAUGUGGUGUUUCAAAGUUUUCGACUGUUUUCUGAAGUCUGAUGCGAGGAAUAGUUGUAUAUAUAGAACAAUUGCUUCCACUAAGUAAAUGUGUGACAUCCUCCUUUUCCAAAAGUUGGUGUUCGACUUUUCUUAGAGUUGCAAUUACUCGUCAAACAGGAAUGUUCUCAUAAGCUUAACCUCUUCCCAGGAGGAAUGGUAUCCAGAUUCCAGAUGCUGGUGAUGGAAUCCUGAUCACCGUAAGAUAUGUGAUGGGGGAUGAUAGAGCAGUGGUAGGCGUGUAGCUAUGUAAGGAUACCAUUGUCUUGGACUCUUUGGGCUCUGAGAUGUGAAUCGAUACUUGUGGUAACUAUCGGCUUGAUACUUUGUUUAUCAGAGUCAAGCUGGCAUGUCCUCUUUAGGAUGAUCUGUCUCUGUUAAAUUUUCUUUUGUGAAAGUUUAACAGGUUUAAGGUUUUGGGAGACAUGGUUUGGUACAUAGCAAACAAGCCAUCUACUUUUGACCUCAUCCUUUGUCAAGAACUAUAUGUAGGCCCUGUAUUGUAUGGGAGGGGGCGUCAAGAAGCAAUAUAGUACCCUGUGUAGGUUUAUAAAAUUCAUCAAGCUAUCUACUUUCCUAUAAUUCUUCUUGUGAUCU
Telopea speciosissima is the source of this 3516-nucleotide messenger RNA. Its product is annotated as ribonuclease II, chloroplastic/mitochondrial. The record is from RefSeq and is a predicted model, not a curated record. The transcript has 15 exons. Lineage: Eukaryota; Viridiplantae; Streptophyta; Magnoliopsida; Proteales; Proteaceae. Gene Ontology annotation, cellular component: P-body; exosome (RNase complex). Gene Ontology annotation, molecular function: 3'-5'-RNA exonuclease activity; RNA binding. Bases 147 to 2522 code for a protein of 791 amino acids. Gene Ontology annotation, biological process: mRNA catabolic process.